This is a messenger RNA of Neohortaea acidophila, 702 nucleotides long. Its product is annotated as DASH complex subunit Dam1-domain-containing protein. Gene Ontology annotation, biological process: mitotic sister chromatid biorientation. The transcript has 2 exons. The record is from RefSeq and is a predicted model, not a curated record. NCBI's taxonomy places the organism in Eukaryota, Fungi, Ascomycota, Dothideomycetes, Mycosphaerellales, Teratosphaeriaceae. Bases 1 to 702 code for a protein of 233 amino acids. Gene Ontology annotation, cellular component: DASH complex; mitotic spindle; mitotic spindle polar microtubule.
AUGGCCACCUCCACAACCCCGGCGCAUCAGCCGCCAUCCUCUGGACAUCAGCGAUCCGACUCACGAACACGAAUCCCCUCGCGACCCACCACUCCCCUCCGACCUCCGUCUCGAACAAGUCUACGCGCUUCUCAAACCACACCCAGCGGCAGCACAUCAAUCUCCAAUACCGACGCCCCCCUCGCAAGCCUCGAGCCUAUGUUUGCGGAGCUGAGCGACAGCAUGGCGGACUUGGAGGCCAACUUCAUGCAUCUGCAACUCCUUAACGAAAGUCUGGGUCGCUUCAACGAGAACUUUGGCGCCUUUCUCUACGGCAUGAAUAUGAGUGCUUUCUGUGUGGAUUUUCCAGAGGCUCCCAUACCGCAGUCCUUUGCGCGGCACAAAGAUACUCCUUCUCAACUCCAAGAUUCUCCGUUCCGGGAGCGCACAACUGUAGAGCAAGAUGCGACCUUUCUCACCACCGAUACUUCUUUUGUGGAGAACCCACCGACAAGCAGCAAACCCUCCAGCAAAUAUUCUGCGCCGCCUUCUGCCAGAGGCUCGAGACAGACGAUGGGGUCGGGAAGAGGUUCGGGGACGCGAGGUACUGGAGGUUCGGGCAUCGCUCGAGGUACGAGCUCAAGAGGCGGUGCUGCGGGUUCGACGAGGGGGAGUAGUGGUAUUGGAAGGGGUGUGGCGAGGGGUCGUGGUGGAGUAAGAUGA